AUGGACGUACUAUCGCAUUACAGUUCCCCCGUAGUUGAAUUUCCAGCCACUCAGCCCCUGGAAAAGCAAUAUGCCCUGGUGGAUAACUGCACGGGCACGGAUCCACCGCCGCCCAGCAAAGAUGCCACCACGGGAACGCAGGAGCAGAUGCAUGUGGCCACCCAAACGGAGCAACGAUUGGCUAGCAGCAAGGAUGUGGAAUACGACGAAAGGGCUUUGGCCAAGUUCCUGCGACAAGUUUGUCCAGUGAUGGAGCGGGAGCUAUUGAAUCCCACUCCCCUGAUGGAAGAUCCAACAACGAUGCAGUGCCGCUUGGAGGAGGAGCUGCAGGUGUACACCUACCAGAAGUUGUCGAUGGGAGGUGUGGAAAACUCCCAGGGACUGGCCAUCUGGCUGUGUGUGCACACGAAUAAUGCUCCUGUUUUGGUGGCCACCACGGUGGCUCCCCAUGAUGACUGGUGCGAGCAUGUGGAUCAGCAGCUUAAGCUGUUCGUUCCCCAGCGGAUGUCCAAUGGCAACCUGGUAAUCUACGCCGAAGCCAAAGUUCUGCCCUUGAAAUCAUGCCUGCGAAGUCUGAGCACUAAUCCAUUCAACAAGACAAUGUUUGCGGGUUCCACGAUGGAUGGAGAGCUCUUCAUCUGGUUAUAUGAGCAGGCCAGAGGUGCCGCCGAUUCCAGCGUGGAUAUCAAACAGCUCUAUGGGGUAUCUUCCACCCAGGGAGCAGCAGUUGCUCUCGACUGGCCGAGGGAACACCUCCUGCUAGCUUGCUAUGCCAAUGGCAGUGUAAGACAAUGGGAUCUGAGCAGGCAGAUGACUCUGGAUUGGGAAUACUCCCUGCCCGCCUCGGUUACCUCAGAGCCCACAGCUAUGGUGGCCCUAGGACUAGAUGAUUUCGUGCUGGGCACUAACGAUGGUGGCGUCUACCGCUGCUGGAGCACUGGACGUCAUGCUGCAGCCACCAAGCAGAUCCAAUUGCUGGCCCUACGGCGACAUCGUUUCAUGGUCUCCACGCUGCUCCGAACAGAGAUGGGAGGCAACCAGUUCGUCCUCAGCUGCGAUCUCAGUGGACAGGCUUUCUAUCACGAUAUGCGACUUGUGGAUGAGGAUAUGGCUCAGUUGAUAGUCCAGAUCCCAUUGCCUUUUAAGAACGUCGUCGCUUGCAGUCGGGAUGGUAAUGUGAUCUACUGCCCAGCCAAUGAUGGAGCACUUGAAUACUACCGGGUGAGCGAUGGAGCCCAUGGCCAUGUCAAUGGAGGACUUCGAGGCAAAGGUAGCCUUAUCCGAAGCAGCGACAAUGGUCGCUGGUUAAUUUCCGGCCUCUACGGUGAUGAGUUUCAGAUUUUCUACGUGGAGUAUUAAGAGUCACAUUCGAUUUUGUUCUCAAAU
Messenger RNA from Drosophila takahashii, 1386 nucleotides. RefSeq lists its product as uncharacterized. Gene Ontology annotation, cellular component: cytoplasmic dynein complex; ciliary plasm. Gene Ontology annotation, molecular function: dynein light chain binding; dynein heavy chain binding. NCBI's taxonomy places the organism in Eukaryota, Metazoa, Arthropoda, Insecta, Diptera, Drosophilidae. The record is from RefSeq and is a predicted model, not a curated record. Gene Ontology annotation, biological process: intraciliary transport.